Paramuricea clavata is the source of this 1140-nucleotide messenger RNA. The record is from the annotation of a GenBank genome assembly. Lineage: Eukaryota; Metazoa; Cnidaria; Anthozoa; Malacalcyonacea; Plexauridae.
AAGCCCCGAGGACGAUCCUGGUUGCGGCGGAUGCAAAGCCGUUUGUAACACAGAAAACGACUGUUGUACUGGAGCUGCAUGCAUCACUGGGAGGUGUUGGCAUCACAUGUGUGGACUUAGAUCUCAAAGGUAAAACGUAGUUCAAACUAGAUAUUAGAGACCUUACAAUUUUAGGACGGCGACGGCCAAAACAAACUCCUUCAAAUAAAUGGUAGCAAAUGAAGUUCGUGGUAUAUUAUCAAUCGUAUGAAUUUAAUACAGUUUUAGAAGUUGAAGACAUUGGUUUUAUGGUUGGGGUUGAAGUUGCACUUGUUGCGGCUUGGAAUGCAGCCGUUGUAUCAAGACGUGAAAAUAUGUGAUUUGGCGUUGUAAGCAGAGUGAGGACAACGUCUAAAUUAUUCAUAUGUUGUAAUUACUCUAUUCUUUUCAAUGAUCUAUUGUAUUGGUAGCCGUUGCCGUCGCGUUGCCGUCCUAAAAUCGUAAGGUCUCUAUUGAAAAACGAUUCAAAGAGGCAUUAAUAAUUCAUGAGGAAAACACAAAGAAAUAUCAUAAGCGUGUCGUAUCAUUAUAUGUGAUAGAGAUUUCCCUUGAUUUACUGUACAUAAACUUUAACUUUGAUUUUCUCGACUUAACACAACGUAUUUUUGAAAAUUACCUCGUGAAUGAACUUACUAGAUCGAUCGUUUUUUAAGCAAUUUAAAAUAUUCGCAGUGCGUGUUUAUCAGACCUAAAGAUACUCGGCUUCGCCUCGUAUCUUUAUAUCUGAUAAAACACUGCUGCUCAUGUUUUAACAAACACUUCAAAACACAAUAAUCAGGAACUUAAAUUUUUUUUCGGCGUAGUAUAUAAUUAUUAAAGAUAUCCCAAGCCGUCAGCAUAAUAACGGCUGGACUAUAUUUUAAUACCAUUCCUUAUAUACUAGUGACGCUCCAAGGACUAGCAAGUUGGAAAAUUUGUUCAAAAGGUAGGACAAGAUUUGUUUCACCACGCAUAUAGUACGUCCAGAGGGCGCUGAAGGGGGCUCUAGAUCCCAUUUCCAAUUCUCAUCAAUUAUUAAAUCGUAACUGAUAAUUUUCACUCUCAUUUUUUCAGAUUCUUGGAAAAAGCAUUGAAAGAAAAGCAUGACGACACACCACGACA